AUGCGUCACCGCUUGGGCUACAACCACCUUUCGCGUCCGACCGCGCACCGCAUGUCGAUGCUCCGCAACCUCGUCUCGUCCCUGCUCGAACACGAACAAAUCACGACCACGCUCGCGAAGGCGAAAGCGACCCAACGCAUGGCCGAACGCGUCAUCGAGUUGGGCAAGAAGGGCGGCCCGAACGAGUGGAACAGGGCGAACGCUUUCCUCUGGGCAAGUCGAACCGUUUUUUUUUUUGAAAAGGGGAAAGGGUAGAGAUCGAGCGAGCAAAACGAAAGCGCAGACCUCCUUUUUUCUCCCCUCCCCUCCCUCCCUCCCUUCCCCCCACAUCCGUACUGACCCCAUCCCCCCCCCCCCAAAAAAAACAGAACGCCCCCACCACCCUCCGACCCCUCUUUACGAGUCUCGCCGAACGUUACGCCUCCCGACCUGGCGGAUACACUCGCCUGAUCCGUUCCGGCCAUCGGGUCGGUGAUCAUGCCCCCUUGGCGAUUCUCGAACUCGUCGAUAACCGCAACGAUCUCAAGUUCGAAACCGCUUCCAAGGCGUUGGCGAGGGAAUUGGCUUUACGCGCCAAGGGGCAAGGUGAACGUAAUGGACCGGACGUUUGGUGGGGUUUGAGAACGAGGUUGGAAGCUUUCGGCGAAGAAGGCAUCUUCGGUCAAUUCGAGAAGGAACCGACCAUCGAAUCGAUGACGAAGAAGAACGUGCUCAAAGCUUUGAGGUACAGGAAAGCUUUCCCACCUUCUUUGAAUUCGGAUCCGACUUUGACCGAAACGCCGACGACGGCGGCGCUUCAUCCGGCGGUCCAAUUCCUCAAUCGCACCCAUCAUCACUACCUCCACCACCUCGCCUCCCUCCAACUUUCCACCCCUUCGACGCCCUCUUCUUACAAAACUAUAAAACAACUCACCCAACGCUUACGACCUUCCGAAAGUAGAGGCGCUCCGAGACCCGUAUUGACCGUACCUAUGAUGGGUCGACGCGUUGCAGCCGGUCAGUCGACGCGCGGUUGGCCCAAGCACGACGAACAGCGGUCAAGUCCUUCUUCUUUGGAUGGGUUGGAGCAGAGGCUCUCCGGAUUGGACUUGAACUCGGGAGAGGCCAAGGGGAGGGAAAAGGGGGGUCCGAUCUCGAGGGCCAAGGCGGGCAGAUCGAGGGAUGCGAGGAGCGCCACUAGGGCUUCUUCGACCACAGCGAGGACAGAGGCGGGGCUUUGA
Microbotryum saponariae is the source of this 1220-nucleotide messenger RNA. NCBI's taxonomy places the organism in Eukaryota, Fungi, Basidiomycota, Microbotryomycetes, Microbotryales, Microbotryaceae. The record is from the annotation of a GenBank genome assembly.